Molecule: messenger RNA, 5851 nt
Organism: Ixodes scapularis (black-legged tick)
Lineage: Eukaryota; Metazoa; Arthropoda; Arachnida; Ixodida; Ixodidae
Product: scavenger receptor class B member 1
Exons: 13
Coding region: 393-1910 (505 amino acids)
Cellular component (GO): cytoplasm; membrane
Molecular function (GO): scavenger receptor activity
Source: RefSeq, a predicted model, not a curated record
ACGUGAGCAGGAGCUCCGCCUGUGGAAGGCCGUGGAGAGUCGACGACGUUGCCGCCGUGGCCGCCGUCUCGAAACAGGCCGGGAGCGAGCGAGCACGCCGAGACAGCCGCGUGCUGCCAAAGCGACCGAGACGGCUUGGCGAGCGAAGCAACCUCAGCAACAAGGCGAGCUUUCGGUCUCAAAAAUUCCACGCCGUGGACAGCAGUCGACCGACGUGGUCUGUUCUUCCCAACUCUCGUUUCAAGUUCCUCUGCCAGCGUCCCCGCCACCCGCGGCGGUGUUUGCACGUUGUCGCUAGUGCGUGUGUGCGUGCGUGUUGGUGUUUUUAGGGGUUUUUUUUUUCUUCUUUUCUUUUCUUGAGGGGUGGGAGUUCGCGCUUUUGUUGUUGUGCGAUGCCAGGAAGAGAGAUCGAACGCAUGGCGGGCAGCUGUUGUGGUCGGCGGACGCGACGUCCCGAUGGUGCUAUGGUCAAGGCGACCCUCGGAGUUCUGCUCGGGCUGUUCUUGGCGUUGUCCGGACUGGCCAGCUACGUCUUCUUCCCGACCAUCCUCAAGACGCAAGUGGAGCUGAACCUUAUCCUGGAGCCCGGCAACGAGGUCUACGCUCACUGGCAGGAGGUGCCCAUACCUAUCUACAUCAAGUACUACUUCUUCAACGUGACCAAUCCGAACGAAGUGCUCGAGCAGACGGAGAAACCGCGCCUCGAAGAACUCGGUCCCUACACGUUCCGGGAAACCCGAGAAAAGGUGAACAUCACGUGGCACCCCAACGGCACGGUGUCCUACCGCCAGAUCAAGAAGUACUACCUCCAGUCGGACAUGACCAGAGGCUCACUGGACGACCAGGUCGUCACGCUCAACAUGCCCAUGGUUUCGGCCGCGCACACUGUCCGCUUCGACACGGAGGAGUUCGAGUUCUUCAAGGAGGCUGUCUCGGAGAUCUUUGUGGCGAAAAACAGCACUUUCUUCGUUCGACGGACCAUGAGAGAGCUGCUCUUCGAUGGCUACGACGAGCCCAUCUUGACUGCGGCAAAGUCCCUGGGCAUCGAGGUGCCUUCGACUAAGUUCGGCUGGCUGCUCGGCAAAAAUGGCACAGAUGAUGGGGAAUACACCAUCUUCACCGGGUCGAAAGGCAUGCAUAACUAUGGUGAAAUGGACAAGUACAAUGGCCUAAGUGAAAUGAAUGCUUUCCAUGGCUACUGCAACAUGAUAAAUGGAACAGUUGGCGACAUGUGGCCACCGCUUGCCUUGGAAAACUGGGGAAAUGUGACUCUUUUUAUCAGGGACUUUUGCCGGUCAAUCCGUCUUUCUUACCUCGGUGACGUAGAGACCCGAGGGGUAAAGCUGCGACGGUACUGGGGCGAGGGACGGCUCUUCGAUUACGCCGAGAAGGAUAACCGGUGCUUCUGCACCGGUGCCUGCUUCCCCAGCGGCGUUCUCAACAUCUCCGCCUGCCAACAGGGCGCCCCAGUUGCGGUCUCUUUUCCGCAUUUCCUGUAUGGGGACCCUUCCUAUCAGCAGGCUGUAGAGGGCAUAGCACCAGACCCCAAGAGACACCAGAUGUAUCUAGACAUAGAACCAAAAAUGGGGAUCACUGUGAACGCAGCUGCCAAGUUUCAAGUCAAUGUGUUUUUUGAGAGGAUAGCAGGCAUUCCGCAGUUUGAAAACAUCACGGAGCGGAGGUUCUAUCCCAUUUUCUGGUUUGAGAACUUGGCAUCGGCGGACAAGGGCCUGCUAUCCAAGGUCCGCCUAGUGACCGAAGAAAUACCUCAGUAUGUGACCGUGGCGUCCUUUGGAGCCGUCAUCAUCGGUGGCAUAGUGCUCCUUGCGACACUCGUCUACGCGAUUCGUUACACUAGGAGGCCUAAACCAGUACGACCAACAUACAUUCCUGUGACGGUGCUCAAGUAAACGCUGUGCCCAGUCCAGAAACUUUCUUCCACGGCCCUCGUCACCAACGAUGCAAGGGUCCAGCUUUUAUCGGUUGGAUGGUGUUCUUCCGGGGCCCUGCAGUAUUUCAAGUCCGGGUUGCAAACACUGUGGCACCCUCUGUGAUUCACGCCGCCAUUCCCUUAGACAUCUUCAGCGGAGACAAGCCCCAUGUGCUCAAAUUUCGAAGGACAUCGACAUCGACGAACGUAGGACGAACUGCGGACUAGGAACCAAAUGUUUGUGGUGCCCGCCAUGACUGAUCCCAAAACAAUCUUGCGCCAACGUUCCUUGACUGUUCGCCGCCAAGUAAUUGUGGACUCCUGUGCAAGGAACAGAUCAACACAUUUUGAGGAGUUCUUUUUUAAUUUUUUGCCACAUGUUUUGUUUAGAGAGGAAUCGAUGCGCGUUUGUUGUCAUGAUCCGUUAAAGACGUAGUCUUGAAGGUUUUUUUCGAAGAUGGCCAACAAUUGAAGAUUGCAACGCGAAUCACGUAGUAUGACAUGUACGGCAGAGGUUUGCUCAUUUCGAGAGAGUCUUCCGACACCAAGCGCCUUGUGUAACCGUCCCUCGGACUCCGUGGCUAGUCCAUGCAGCCUACGUGCCUUGUGGUAUUUGUGCGCAUGAGUGUGUGUGUUUGUCGUUGUGGCUCUAUUUCAGUGUGCUACAUUCCGUAUUCGUGAAUUUUGAGCCUCUUAUUUUUUUUCACGAGGCCGUACGGGUAUGGCCAAGCGUAAGACAAGGUCCUCUGGCGGCCGUGUGUGAGAUUUAUUAUUAUAGGAGUAACUGAAUUUGGCGGGAUGAGGAACAAAAGGUGCCAAUUGUAACAAAGUAUUUUUUUCUUCAUUUCUGUGGGAAAUUGAAUUAUUUCUUAAAGUAGUUGAAAUGCGGCAUAUAACUAGGCGUUUCCGUGAUAAACAAGAUAAAUGUCUUCUCACGUGCAAUUCAAUAUUCAAACACCAAUGCUAGAGACUCACGCUGACGCUGUUUAAGCAUCUGCUGUAAGACCGAACCAUUUUUAAAGGUUGCUCUACUCUGCUUGUUGUAAAAAAGGAACACAACGUCAAGGAAUCAAGUCUCUUACAGGUCUCAUUGGCAAAAAUGCAUCUAAUAUGGGCACUGUAAUAGUUUCUUAAUAUAUGUCCAUUCGGUCAGGACUGGAAUUGAUACCGGCAGUGGGACGAGUGUUCGCACGCGAUUAUUCGUGCGGUACUCCACCUAAUACGCGGUGCAAUGCACCUAUUUUUUUUGUGUGUGUGCGCUUUAAAGUAUGCAUAUAAUCUUUUUUUUUUUGCACUAUCGUAUAGUUUUUGUUUUGCAUUUGUUUAUAUGAUUCUCAUGGUGGCCAGAUCGUAACAGCAUUGAAAUGAGGCCUUUGAUACAUCCAUUCAGUGAGACUAACAUUUGUACGAUCAUGUACGGCAGAAUGCGUGGACGCAUAUGGAUGAAUGGAUGGAUAUGGCCGAGCUUUUGUAAUCGUGCGGUGGUUUGCGCCACCUAGUAGAUGCAUCAAAAGAAGUUAUUCUUGAGAAAGCACUUUAACUGAUUCUCCAAACAGACUGCUCUUUCUUUCAGGUGGCAUUGAGGAGCUAGGUGAACACGUUCUACUUUUGUUCACGAUCGUGUCUUUAAGGACACUGACAAGUCCCGUGAACGUCUGUGACGUCAGGGAGUGGUAUAGGUAGCUUCUAUGCAAUGUAUAUAUACAUCCCGGGACACAUCUUAGUAUGUGGCUAGGCGAGGAGCCAUUUUAAUAUUCGAGACACUCGAGUUGCCCUUGGGUGAAGAGUUGGUAAGAUAUUCAACGUUUUAGAAGCUCCGAGCAUUGACCUAUAAUGUGAUAUAGAUUAGAGAUACUCGUGGUCUGAGAAAGAAAAGUGAGAGGGCAUUUUUUUUCGGUGUGUGUGUAUGAGUCGUACUCCUUGGCGGCAUUGUUUCACGGCGAGUAUACUCAAAAAGCUAGUCCAUUUCUCGGAGCAACCAAUGGAUAAGUGCCUUGAUCGUCAGGCCUUAUUGACUAUCAGUAUCAUCGUCUCCCUGUUGUUUGAACCAGCGGCAUGCCCGUGGUUUACUAGACCGACGCGCAACUCUGACGCCACGCUGCUGCGGUGGCGCUGCUGUAGGCACGACGCACGCGCAGCUUUUCUAGCCUCUUCGGCAGUUAUAUAUCUAAGUGUAUAUUGACAUUUCGCUUGUCCACAAACAACUGCGUAGGUUUAAAGAUAAAAACGUCAAAAAAUGCGACAAAGAAAGAAAGAACACACAAAGAAAGAUAAAACAUACCGUGGCUGUAUAUUCGAAAUGAGUCAGUACAUCUGGGCAGGUCUACUCCAGAAGUAAUCUUCUCGAUAGACAUCCAGUGUCAUCUGGCAUGGCACUUGAGCCAUGGCUGCAUAUAAUUUGGAUCUCGUAAGCAGGCGAAACAGUAUACAAAGGCAGGCCAAUAAAGCGGCAAAUCGUAUCCACUUUUUUUUUUUUCUUUUCAGAAGGUAUACGUCAAUAGUGUCACCAUACAUAACCCUAGGGGAAAAUGAGCAUCUUGAGAAACCAUCUCCCUUUGAAACUUUUGAAAAUAGUCAUUCUUACAAGAGAGGCUGGCCGUUCGACAUAAAUAUUUAAGUUGCAAAUAUAAGCAAUUCAGUGUAGGGGGAACGUGAAUGAAAUUAAUUCACCAUGUAGUGAUUUGAGUAUAUUUAUAGUAAACCAGCUAGAAAACAGACAUCAGACAUGCUUUAUUUUCUUUAUAAAAGUGAAGUGUGCAAACAUUAGUCCGCGAAUCGAGAAAUCGUAUGAACGUCAAACAUCAUUAAGAGCGAACUUUGGGUCACAAAUCUUCUUCCGAAACGGUGUUCACAUUAAUUUGACCAGUAUAAUUUUGUCUUCAACGCCUCUUUUGUAAUAGUUGCCACAUCGGCAUAUACAUAGCUUUGCCGAGAGAAAGAUUACUACCUCAUGAUCUGGGCGUCUGACACCAGUUAACAAGCCUUUGAAUAACGCGUUCUUAUGGAGCGAAACUGUGCCCUCUGCGUAUGUGCGGAAAUGUUGAUUAAAAUUCGCCAUAUGGCAUUUAGGGAUUAACUGAACAUGAUUGACCUCAAUUCCACCUUUGAACUGUGGGGGUUGGUCACGUCGAAUCCUGUACUUACAAAUAGAAUUUAUACGAUGUGUUCACUCUUUCAAGGUACCGCGAUUUCCCUGGGAGUAGCGAACAUCAAUUCGCGCACCUCUGACCUGUAAGUUUCCCCCAAAACAGCGCCCGGAAUGAGUGAGCCCUGACCAGCCUAUUGAAGACGUCUGUGCUCAACUGUGUUACAAAUACCCGUCUGCCCGAGUGAGACAGAAAACUUGUAUCUUGGAUAUCUUAUGAGCGUCAUUAGGUCAUCAGGCAUUGCAUCCACAUAACCCGGUUGAAAAGUCGUCGAAACGACUUCAUACCACUCGGACGAAAGCAGACAGCAAUAAUCACCUGGGGCUCUAAGGUGGACAUUCGACAAGUCGGUGAGGUCGCCGACUUGUUUGUCGAGUGUCCAACUUUGAGACCCUGUACAUAAGGCGUCCUUGCGAAACAGUUUUACGCUCCAAGACGAUGAGCUAUAAUGUUUAAUCAUAGCUCGUAGCAAUAUAGGUUUUAUACGAAUUCAUCUUCCAUUAUUUCAUCGGCGAUGAUGCGAAAUCGCAAACGUUGUUCAUCUAAAGUGUUGCGUCCAGUAUCAUUAUAAGUUAGACAAUGCGAGUGUGUAUGUGCGGCUGGCGAGUCCCACCGCAAUUUUUAUAUAGAAUUUAUACCGAGUCUGGCGUGCCACGUUGACAUUUUUUAUGUGUGAAUUUCCCACACGCUGUACACCUUUUUUUUUUUCUUUUUCGUACGCAUGGUAUUUUGUUGUGAUACUGCGUUUUGAUAUCGAGUAAAAGUAUACGCUCAA